Syzygium oleosum is the source of this 900-nucleotide messenger RNA. Its product is annotated as NDR1/HIN1-like protein 1. The record is from RefSeq and is a predicted model, not a curated record. NCBI's taxonomy places the organism in Eukaryota, Viridiplantae, Streptophyta, Magnoliopsida, Myrtales, Myrtaceae. The transcript has a single exon. Gene Ontology annotation, biological process: defense response to other organism. The coding region runs from base 16 to 750 and encodes 244 amino acids.
UCCACCGCUUCAUAUAUGGUGAUUCUCAUGAGCUGUCUGUGCUCGCUCAUCACCCCCCCUUCGCACACCAUCACUGCGUUAUCGGGUAACCGAGUCUUCAUGUGCUCAAAAUGCAAAUGCCACCGCCCCUGGUGGCCAUUUUGCCGCCGCCGAAUCCUCAUGAUCACCAUCGCCAUAACAAUUACGGUCUCCAUAACUGCCACCGCCACUCUCACCGCAAGGGCGGUACUACGUCCGCACAAACCCAAGAUCACCCUCCAAGACAUCACCGUUUCCUCGCUCAAUGUCUCCGUUACCGCUGAUAACCAAACCUAUCUCCUGAGCUCCACCUUCCAGCUCACUGUCUGCUCUCGCAACCCUUCUGGCAACCCCCGCUCCAUCCGGUAUGAUGACCUUCACGUCCACGUGUCUUACCAAGACCAGCAGAUCACGCUCGCGACACGCCUGCCUCCGACAUAUCAGGGUCGUGGAGGCGUCGAUGUGUGGUCGCCAUUUGUGUAUGGGGUUUCCGUGCCCAUCGCUCCAUACAACGCCCUCGCGUUGAACCAGGACAUGAGCAACGGAUUUGUCAUGAUGAAGGUGAAGCUCGAAGGACACGUGAGUUGGAGGCCCGGGAUAUUCACAGCCAGAGGCUUCAUUUCAGUGGAUUGCCCUGCAUAUAUCAGCACAGGGAGUGAAAACAAAGGAGUACCACUUGGUAUUAAUGCAGUUAAGUAUCGGCUGAUGCAGAGGUGUGGUGUUAGCCUGUGAAAGAAAAGGACAAGCACAAGUUUUAUGCCAAAUCGAUUCCUGUUCUCGUUAUUAAGUUAACCUUGUUGUCUGAAAUUGUCGGAUGGCCAGAAUGCACAUGUAACGCUACCUAUCGUCACCUUUGUUGCUAAUUUGCUUGCGCAUAAUAAA